Messenger RNA from Strongylus vulgaris, 380 nucleotides. The record is from the annotation of a GenBank genome assembly. NCBI's taxonomy places the organism in Eukaryota, Metazoa, Nematoda, Chromadorea, Rhabditida, Strongylidae.
AUGGAUGAAGAGUCCCUCCCAUCUGGCCAGGCAAGAAAACCAUCGCGGGAGCAGUCAAGUGUCGAAACCCACAAAUCUUCAUUUGCUGGUACCCGACAAGCUUCUGAAGAAAGUAAAAAUAUCAGAUUCGUUGAUCAGGAUCUCAUAGACCAUCAUCCUCGCAAUCAACAACAUCGACCAUCAUUUGGGGAUCCCAAAAAGUGGCGAAAUGUUCGACGAAGGAUGUCGAUCAAACCAAUAGGUAAGUUUGUUCCCAAUCUUAUUUCGGUUUUACAUUGUGAGAUUCCUUUCGCAUUACUUUCGCACUAUCCCUUCGUUCAUAACUAUCAUUCAUUUACAUCCAUCAUAACCCAAACUGGCAUGCGUCUAUUUAAAUAGUC